This is a messenger RNA of Debaryomyces tyrocola, 1101 nucleotides long. The record is from the annotation of a GenBank genome assembly. NCBI's taxonomy places the organism in Eukaryota, Fungi, Ascomycota, Pichiomycetes, Serinales, Debaryomycetaceae.
AUGACUGUGGGAUGCGAAAAUUUAUCGCUCCAAGUAACCAAAGAUCAUAGAAUUGAGAUUAGACAAUCCCUGAUCAACAAACCUUCUAAAGGUGAGGUUUUGAUCAAUGUGAAAGCAACCGGGAUAUGUGGUUCGGAUAUCCACUUUUGGAAGAAAGGAUGUAUUGGAGAUUUAAAGGUUUUAGGUAACUGUGUCUUGGGACAUGAAGCUGCUGGGAUAAUUUUAGAGGUUGGUGAAGAAGUAGACAAUUUGAAAGUUGGUGAUAGGGUUUCCAUUGAGCCAGGAGUCCCAUGCGGGAUAUGUUUUCUAUGUACUCAAGGUGAUUAUAAUCUUUGUGAGGAUGUCAAGUUCAUAGGCGUGUAUCCUAAUCAUGGGUCCAUGCAGAAAUAUCUUACUCAUGAUGCAAGAUUCGUCUAUAAAUUACCAGAGAAUAUGUCAUACGCUCAAGGAGCGUUAGUUGAGCCGAUUUCAGUAGCUUAUCAUGGGAUUGAAAGAUCUAAGUUGAAGUUGGGUGAAGGGGUAUUGAUUUCUGGAGCGGGACCAAUAGGGUUAGUUUCUUUGUUGUUAGCAAAGGCUUCAGGAUCCACCCCAUUGUGCAUGACUGAUUUAAGUAGCCAAAGGUUGGAGUUCGCUAAGAGUUUAGUUCCUGAAGUAAAGACAUAUAAGGUUGACAUUAAAACAUCACCUCAGGAAAAUGCUAAGAAAAUUAGGAAAUUAUUUGGUACCGAAGAAUCACAAGGUCCUCAUGUUACGUUAGAAUGUACAGGCGUUGAGAGUAGCAUUAUUUCUUGUGCAUAUGUUACUAGAAGAUCGGGUACUUUGAUGAUUAUUGGAGUAGGCAGUGAUACUAUUAAUAAUUUCCCCUUUAUGCGUUUAUCAUUAGCUGAAAUUGAUGUUAAGUUUAUUAAUAGGUAUCAUGAUUCGUGGCCCGCAGUAAUAAGAUUGAUAAGCGAAGGUGUAAUCGAUGUUGAUCUGUUAAUUACUCAUAGAUUUCCUAUGGAAAAAGCUGUUGAUGCGUUGACUUUAUCUUCAGAUCCAAGGCGCGGAAGUAUCAAAGUGAUUAUUGAAGACCAAGAUAUAGGUGAAGCUAUAGUCUUAUAG